UUGACAGUCAUAAGUGCACGUAACAUGAAGUCAGAAGACUUUGUAUUAAACAAAAACUUCUUCCUUCUGUGAGGAUAUCAUAAGUUUUAAAAUGUGAUAGAGGUUGUGAAGAUACUAGUUAAAAUGGUUUAUAGUAAAGUCCCUCGAUUAGUUAGGUACGGUUUAAGUGGCGGAGUAGCAAUUGGUAGUGCCGUUGCUGCUAUGAAAUAUCGUGACACCGAUUACAAUUCUUUAGCUGUUGUGAGGCUUGUGAGAGCAGCAUAUACUGCUGUGGAUAUUGGAAGAACUUAUAAGUCCAUGUUAUAUAGCAAAGAGUGGGAUAAAAACUCCAAAGAGUACAUUCAAAUCAAAAGUGAGGCGCAUCAAAUUGGUGCGGAGAAAUUGCUUGAAUUAUGCCGAACAAACAAAGGUGUGUACAUAAAAGUCGGACAACACGUAGGUGCGCUCGACUACCUGCUGCCCUCGGAAUACGUGUCAACAAUGCGUGUUUUGCAUAAAGAUGCCCCUAGAAACACAAUUGAGGAACUAUAUAAGGUUAUUAAGGAAGAUUUAAACCAGGAUCCCCAUGAAUUGUUUAUUGAGUUUGACCCUGAACCACUUGGCACUGCAUCCCUUGCACAAGUACAUAGAGCUAAACUGAAAGAUGGCACUGAGGUAGCUGUUAAAGUUCAGCAUCAUUUCGUUAGAAAGAAUACUAAAAUUGACUUAAAAUGGAUGGAAUUUAUAAUCACUACAAUGUCUAAAGUAUUCCCUGAUUUCCAAAUGCAAUGGCUUAUUGAUGAAACAAAGAAGAAUAUUGCAAAAGAGUUGGACUUUAUGCAAGAAGGUAAAAAUGCAGAAAGGGUGUCUGCUUUGUUUAGUGAUUACAAGUGGUUAAAGGUACCAAAAAUAUUCUGGGACUACAGCACUGAGAGGGUCUUGGUCAUGGAGUAUGUAAAUGGUGGUCAAGUAAAUGAUGUGAAAUAUAUUGAUGAACAUAAAAUAGAUAAAUACAAUCUAUGUUUAAAACUCGGUGAUCUGUAUUCCCAUAUGAUAUUUGUGAGUGGAUUUGUGCAUAGUGAUCCUCAUCCGGGAAACAUACUUGUGAAGAAAGAUCCCGGUGACAAAGAUGUAACAGUAUUCCUGCUGGACCACGGUUUGUAUGCUCAAUUGUCUGAGAAAUUCAGAUAUCAUUAUUCAAAGUUAUGGCUGUCUAUAAUAGCAAGAGAUAAAGAUGAAAUGAAAUUGCAUGCGGAGAAACUUGGCAUACCCAAAGAUCUGUAUGGUUUAUUUGCCUGUAUGGUGACUGGACGGCCAUGGGAUGUCAUAUUAAAGGGUAUUGACAGAACAAAACCAUCUUCUCGAGAGAAAUCGACAUUUCAGAAUGAGUUACCGAAUUUCUUGCAUCACGUGACUCAAUGUUUGGAGCAUGUGAAUCGUGAAGCGCUGCUCGUGUUGAAGACAAAUGAUUUGAUCCGUAGCAUUGAGUAUGCGUUGGGUAUGCAGGAGCGAAUGUGUGGCUUUAUGGUCAUGACCAAAUGUUGCACGCAGAGUAUAUACCAGCUUGAAUACAAGAAAGAAAAUUCCUUUUUGAGGCGACAAUAUCUCAAUACGAAGUAUAUUUGGUCUUUAUUACUGCUUUAUGUGUACAAUGUUUUUCUCAAACUUAGAGAAAAAUUUGUUAUGUACAGUUAGUAAUCAUAAUAUAUUAAAUCAAUGUACAUUUAAGAUGUAAAUGGUCUGACAUUACCAAAAAUAUUUAUUGUUUAGUCCAUUUUUUUACUUUGGCUAUUUUUUUUUCAUACAUGAUGCCAUGCAAUUAAUGUUCCAAGGAAGUCGUUUCCUAGUUGAAAUGUUACAUUGUUUUAGUCAAAUUGUUACCUUAAGUAGGUAAUUGUAAAUACAUAUAGAGUAAAUUAUUGAUUGAACUAAUAUUGUUUAAAAAAAUAAUAAAUUUGGCCAUAUAAAGGGGUAAUUUAUAUAAUUUUAGUAGGGUCAAUAACCUAGUACAUUUAGGUUAUGGGUGUAUUAAAUUAAAAAAAAAUUAAAAUAUUGAAAAACCUAAAUCACUUGAAUUCAAUAAAACGGCAUUGCUUAAAAAGCGAUUGCAAAUUGCAGACCGUGUAUGGCAAACAAAGAGUAUAUAAAAUAAGAGACGGGACGGGGAGAAUAAAAAUUGUCAUUUUCAAUGCUAGCAAUAUUAUGAA
Messenger RNA from Papilio xuthus (Asian swallowtail), 2186 nucleotides. It is a transcript of the gene Adck1, whose product is annotated as aarF domain containing kinase 1. Gene Ontology annotation, molecular function: protein kinase activity; ATP binding. The coding region runs from base 124 to 1674 and encodes 516 amino acids. Lineage: Eukaryota; Metazoa; Arthropoda; Insecta; Lepidoptera; Papilionidae. Gene Ontology annotation, cellular component: mitochondrial inner membrane. The transcript has 6 exons. Gene Ontology annotation, biological process: lipid homeostasis; mitochondrion organization; protein phosphorylation. The record is from RefSeq and is a predicted model, not a curated record.